Ectocarpus siliculosus is the source of this 1247-nucleotide messenger RNA. Lineage: Eukaryota; Phaeophyceae; Ectocarpales; Ectocarpaceae. The record is from the annotation of a GenBank genome assembly.
AUGACUACUCAAGAGCUCGUGUUUAUCGACCCCAAAAGCAUCAACGACUCUCAGGUGGAUGAGGUGACUCAGGUCGUGAGCAAGGCGUUUCAAGACUUCAACACCUCCAUCAACACCCCCGUAGAGGUGUACGAAGAAGAGUUCGGACACCCUGCGAUAGGCCCGACCGUUAUUCAAAGCAUCUGCAAGUCAUACGAGGGCUACGCAGUGGUGGAGGACGGCGGGGCCGGCAAGAUCGUGGGCGUGUCCUUCGUCGACGUGCACGCGAAGGGUUCGAAGGUGGCCACACUCGGGCCCGUAGCGUCCUUGGCCUCCGGCGCCGGCAAAAAGUCGUUCGUAGCCGCUUGCGACUACGCCGAGGAGCUCGGCUUCUCUACUCUGAUCCUGACGCAAAUCGCCGCCAACUCACGCUCGUUCUCCCUGUACGCCAAGCUCGGAUUCGAGACAAAGCACACGGUCCAAUACAUCGGAGGAUUCUUGGAGCAACCGUCUGAGGGGAGCCUGCCGCUCCCUCCCGCGCCUAGCGGGGUAACCCUGAAGGCCAUGGUCGCGGGAGAUGUGGAGGAAUGCGCGGAGCUAUUUCUCGAGGCACACGGGAAAGACUGCGGCUGGGACCGCCGGGCGGAUAUCACCGGUUGCUUGGGGUCCGGCUUCCCGUUCCCUAUGCUGGUGGCCCGAGAUGCAAAUGGCAAGGUGGUUGGCUACUCCACAGGUUUCUUUAUGAUUGGACAUACCGUGGCCAAGUCUCAGGACAUCUUCUGCUACAUGUUCCGAGAGGGCUCGAAGCUGCACAAGCAGGCUGGACUGCCGUGCCCGAAGUUCUACUGCCCCGUCGAGUUCACGGGCCUCUUGUCGUGGUGCUUGGCUCAGAAAGGGCUCAAGGUUUUCCGAGCGUCGCUCAUCAUGGCCAGGGGGCACUACGAGCACACCCCGUGGCCGAACGCCGCCGGUCACAUUGUGGCCCCGAGCACCACCGGAUACUGAGAGGCCGAACAUUGAACCUUCACAGGGCGACGAAGCAAAUAUACGUCGCCCGCUACGGUGUGUCUUUCUCUGUUUGUGUCCUUCUCCGUCUCUUUCCCUUCUCUCCAUCUGAUCUCUUCCUUUUCCUUUUCCUUUUCCUUUUUCUGUCUUUUUCCAAUCUAGGGUUACCUCGUAUAGAGUGCAGGGAGGCGAGCGGAGUGGCCUAGACUAUCUGUCGUUGACUUUAAUUGGCUUGCGGACCCUUCGGGUCCAUUUUAUUUUCG